GAAACACCUUGUCGAAACCCGUCGCGGUGCCCUCUCAUCAAGCAAAUCCCCCCUCUGCGCCUUUUAAGUUCGCACUUGCGCAGUACCAUUCUUACACUCGCCUUUUCUCCGGUUACAACUCUUCGCAACAAUGGCUGGCCGAUUCGUGCGCGCUUCCAAGUACCGUCACGUCUUUGGCAAAGGAACGAAAAAGGAGCAAUGCUACGAUAACCUCCGCAUCUCCAGAAAUGCUUGGGAUACCAACCUGAUCAAGGCCAAUCCGGAAUACAUUUCAGUCAACUGGGAAUCCAGCGGUGGUGGUGCUUUUGCUGUCAUCCCAAUCAACGAGCGAGGCCGCGCCCCCGACCAGCUUCCUCUCUUCCGCGGCCACACAGCUGCUGUCCUCGACACCGACUGGAGUCCUUUCAAUGACUCGCUCAUCUCCUCGGCCUCUGACGACGGCAAGGUCUUCAUCUGGAAGGUGCCCGAAAACUUCACCUUGUACACGGAUGCAGAGGAGCCCGCCGAUGUCGCGCCUGUUGCGAAGCUUAGCGGCCACAUGAGGAAAGUUGGCCACGUCCUCUUCAACACGGCUGCCGAGAACGUCCUUGCUAGUUCAUCUGGCGACUACACUGUAAAGGUCUGGGACGUUGAGGCUGGUACGCCGCAGCUUACUCUCAAGCACAAUGACAUUGUGCAGUCGCUUUCCUGGAGCGCCGAUGGAUCCAUGUUGGUCACUACAAGCCGCGACAAGAAGCUGCGCAUAUGGGAUGUGCGUCAGGAAAAGCCUGCCCAGGAAGUGCCCGGUCACCCUGGCGCAAAGAACAGCCGCUGUGUAUGGAUGGGCGAAACUGACCGUAUCGCGACCACGGGUUUCUCGCGCAUGAGCGAUCGUCAGCUCGGUCUCUGGGACCCGCGCAACCCCAAGGAGCCUAUUGGCGGCUUCCAGAUUCUCGAUUCCAUCUCUGGUGUCUGCAUGCCCUUCUGGGACGACGGCACCCAGUGCUUGUACCUUGCUGGAAAGGGUGACGGCAACAUCCGCUACUACGAAUACGAAAACGACAAGUUUGAGUACCUCUCCGAGUACAAGUCCGGCGACCCACAGCGCGGUAUUGCCUUCCUUCCCAAGCGGGGUAUCAACCUGCACGAGAACGAAGUCCUCCGCUGCUUCAAGACCGUCGCCGAUGCCUACGUCGAGCCCGUAUCCUUCAUCGUCCCCCGCCGAUCCGAGAUGUUCCAGAGCGACAUCUACCCGCCUACGACUGGUCUCAAGGCUGGUGUCUCCGCCAAGGAGUGGUUUGGCGGUAAGACCGCGAUGCCCCCCAAGAUCUCGCUCGAGAGCGUGUACGAAGGUGAGGCGCCAAAGGAGGUGGAGAACGACUACAAGCCACAGCAGAUGUCGCCUGUCAAGGCUGAGCCGCCCAAGCCGGCACCUGAGCCUACACCCAUUGCUUCUCGUGGCCCUCCCCCAGCAAUGAAAGACCACAAGGACUCGAUGGCGUCAGCAGCUUCCAAGUUCGCUGACAAGGACGAGGCAUCGGACAACGAAAGCGCUUCAAGUUUUGAGGAGAUUCCGAAGCCAGCGGACCGCCGCACGUUUACUGCCGCACGACAGGAAGAGAAGACCAGGGGCCCCGUCAUGACCAAAGAGCCCGAGGCAGUCAAGCCAACUCCUACUCAUACCCCUACACCAUCCGUAUCCAGGUCUGCCGCACCCGCAGCAUCUUCCCCCGCCUCCACCACUGCGUCUACCUCGACACCCAGCUCUGGCGGCCCCGCCACUGCCCUUCGUGAUGCCUUGGGUGAUAUCAAGUCCCAGCUUGAGCAGCAGAACAAGGUCAUGUCAGACCAAUCUGACCAGAUUGCAAUCCUGCUCCGAGAGGUUUCUCAUCUCAAGAGCAAGGUCGCUGCUGCGGAACCUUCUGAUCGCGAAAAGGACGAGCGCAUCAGGCAGCUUGAGCUUGAGCUUGAGGAGGCCAGGUCUUGA
Pyrenophora tritici-repentis Pt-1C-BFP is the source of this 1966-nucleotide messenger RNA. Its product is annotated as WD40 repeat protein. Gene Ontology annotation, molecular function: actin filament binding. The record is from RefSeq and is a predicted model, not a curated record. NCBI's taxonomy places the organism in Eukaryota, Fungi, Ascomycota, Dothideomycetes, Pleosporales, Pleosporaceae. Gene Ontology annotation, biological process: actin filament organization.